Molecule: messenger RNA, 992 nt
Organism: Haliotis rufescens (red abalone)
Lineage: Eukaryota; Metazoa; Mollusca; Gastropoda; Lepetellida; Haliotidae
Product: phospholipase A(2)-like
Exons: 5
Coding region: 111-878 (255 amino acids)
Biological process (GO): phospholipid metabolic process; arachidonate secretion
Molecular function (GO): A2-type glycerophospholipase activity
Source: RefSeq, a predicted model, not a curated record
UCUGUCAUGGAUCAUCAUCAAUAUGUUUAGUCGCAUCCGCGUCAGAAGCAUAUAUAUAUAGGUAUACGGCUGUCUCAUGAAGCAGCAUCACCAGUCGCCCCCGGCUGACAAUGUGGCUCUCGCUCUUCCUCAUCGCCCUCUGUGCCCCCCUGCCCCGGGCAAGUCCUCGUGGGAGGUGGCAGGUGUACGUGGACGGACAGAGAGUCUUACAAGGACCAAUGAUCAAUGGAACUUUUCAAGCAUGCUUUCUCCAUUCGGAUAACUCCUCAUACCAGCAGCUAGAUGGCGUCAUUCGUCUGACCCCUCGUCAGUUGGACAGAAACGAGGCCAUCUGUCACCCUGGACAGGACCUGAUCGCUUACUUUCAUCACCUGACAAGGAAGAGGACAAGGCGUUCUUUCCACGUCGUCAUAUGGCCAGGAACAAGAUGGUGUGGUGCAGGAGCCAUAGCGAGAAACUACACAGAUCUCGGAAGAUAUCGUGAGACUGACAGAUGCUGCCGAGACCACGACAACUGCCCCAGUUCAAUCCCAGGGGCAAGAUGGUCCUCAAAACAUGGGCUUCGGAACUACGGUUUGGUGACAAGAAGUGAAUGUUCGUGCGACAGACGGUUCAACGACUGCCUCGGCAAGUCAUCGGAUAAAGCUGCAGACGGUAUAGGGAUAGUUUAUUUCAACCUUUUGAGUAUGAAGUGUUUCGAUGAGCGUCCCACGCCUUGCACCAAGCGUCGGCGUUAUGGCAACCACUAUCCUGAACGCUGCCCAAAGACGUGGUACUUCCACGACAACAUCAGAUACAAACCGCAUCAGCACGAGCCAUCUACUGGGAUUUGGAUCACAAUAUAUAUGUCAAAUUUAUACGAAUAUUUGUAUGAUUAAGAUGUAGUGAGUUAACUGACUUCAAAAGUCCAGUUUCCACCCUUGCCAACCUUGCCUGGUACUGUGGAGUUAUAAUUUGGCUGGACUGACGAGUCUAUGCAUAGUCCGAUCAAA